UCAGUAGGUUUCCUCUAAAUUUACUAUGAAAUACUAAAAGAUUCUCCAGCAGAUGGCAGCAGAUAUACAUCUGUCCACCGCUACAGUUCCGGUCUGCUCGUUCAAGUUCUGCGACAACGAGCGGGUUCAUAUGAAGAUUUCCGCGCUCCACAUAAGCAAGUCUUGAUGGCCUUAUGGGACAUGAGUCCGCGUUGCGUUGCAGUCGGGUUACUUCUAUCGGCACAAGAACUACAAUUUCCAAGAAGCCCUGCCAAGAAGGUUACACCGCCCCUACGUCUUCCCGUCGCAGAUCAGCUGGCGCACGUUGGUCCGUAGAUAUCAUGUCCACGGAGGAGCAGGGAUACCCCGGAGCGACGCUGCUGGAGGCCGGGCAGGAGUCGCUGCGGGUCGAGAUCGAUCGUCUUUCCCGGGAGCUGAGCGAGACCACAAGCGAGAAGAUCCAGGCGGCGGAGUAUGGGCUGGCGGUGCUGGAGGAGAAGCAGCAGCUCAAGCAGCAGUACGACGACCUGGAGAUCGAGUACGAGGCUGUCAGGCAGGAGCUGGACCACCUGAAAGAGGCCUUUGGACAAGCUAAUACCAACCACAGGAAGGUGGCAGCAGAUGGGGAAAGCCGGGAGGAGUCUCUAAUCCAGGAGUCGGCCUGUAAGGAGGCCUACUACGAGCAGAGGGUCCUUGAGCUGCAGAACGAGCUGAGGCAAACGCGCAACAUCCUGACCAAUACCCAGUCUGAGAAUGAACGCCUUAUUGCCAUCUCCCAGGAGAUGAAAGAGACCAGUGAGAUGGUGGAGCUCCAGAGGACUCAGCUACGUGACGACAUCAAGGAGUACAAGUUCAGGGAGGGUCGUCUGCUGCAGGACUACACAGAGCUGGAGGAGGAGAACAUCUCCCUGCAGAAGCAAGUCUCCAUGCUCAAACAGAGUCAGGUGGAGUUUGAGGGUUUGAAGCACGAGAUCCGUCGUCUAGAAGAAGACACUCAGUUCCUGAACAGCCAGCUGGAGGACGCCAUCCGCCUGAAGGAGAUCGCUGAACGUCAGUUGGGUGAGGCUCUGGAGACCAUCAAGACCGAACGGGAGCUCAAGGCCUCCCUGAGGAAAGAGCUCUCCCACUACAUGAACAUCGGAGACACUCUGUAUCAUUGUCCUCUAAGCAUUUCUCUGGACGGCCUCAAGUUCAUCGAUGAUGCUGCCAUUGAACCUAACAACGACGAGGCUCUGCUGGGAUAUGAGAACAGCUUCACCAAACUGGCCAACACCAUCAAUGAGGACAACCGCAUCUCCACACCUGAGAAGGACGAGCUCCUCCGCCCGGUGCCCAGCCUGGUUGACGACCUGCUGAGUGAACUGAACAUCUCAGAAAUCCAGAAGCUCAAACAGCAGCUGAUGCAGAUGGAGCGAGAGAAGGUCAACCUGCUGUCCAAUCUGCAAGACUCCCAGAAACAGCUGGAACAAGCCAAUGGGGCUUUGUCAGAGCAUCAGGAGAAGGUCAACCGCCUCACGGAGAACCUCAACGCUGUCCGUAAGCUCCAAGCCAGCAAGGAGCGUCAGUCUGCUUUGGACAACGAGAAAGAGCGGGACAGCCACGAAGAUGGAGACUAUUAUGAAGUGGACAUUAACGGACUGGAAAUACUGGAGUGCAAGUACAAGGUGGCUGUGUCUGAAGCAGGGGAGCUGAAGGAGGAACUGAAGACCCUAAAAGCAGAAUACCAGGCCUGUCAGUCACGUUACGAGGAAGACCGCAGCCGUCUGAAGACUGAUGUCAGGUCUCUGGGGGACAAACUGUCCAGUCUGGAGAGGACUACACAUGCAGAGAGAGAAGAGAAGGCUAAGCUGGAGAAAGAGCUGCGCAAGUUGAGCGACGUGGCAGGCGAGUCCCAGGGCAGUCUGAGUGUGGCCCAGGAUGAGCUGGUGACAUUCAGCGAAGAACUGGCCACCCUCUACAACCACGUCUGCAUGUGCAACAACGAGACCCCCAACAGAGUGAUGCUCGACUUCUACAAAGAGGGUAAAGGUGGUCGGAGCAGCCCGGAGGGCCGUGGUCGCCGUUCUCCUAUCCUGCUCACCAAGGGUCUCUUCCCAGAGCACGGUAGGGCCGACCUCAGCGAUGGAUCUCCCUCACCCGUCUCCUCUCUACCUUCUCCUGUGUCCGACCACCGUCGCGAGCCCAUGAACAUCUACAAUCUGGUGGCAAUCAUCAGAGACCAGAUCAAGCACCUGCAGCUGGCCGUGGAUCGCACCACGGAGCUGUCACGCCAGAGGGUGGCAUCUCUCGAGCUCGGCACCGUGGCUGACAAGGACAAAGAGGCCUGCAUGGAAGAGAUACUAAAGCUGAAAUCUCUGCUAAGCACCAAACGGGAGCAGAUUGCUACUCUGCGGACUGUCCUGAAGGCCAACAAGCAGACGGCUGAAGUUGCUUUGGCAAAUCUAAAGAGCAAGUACGAGAACGAAAAGGCCAUGGUGACCGAGACCAUGAUGAAGCUGAGGAAUGAGCUGAAGGCUCUAAAGGAAGACGCCGCCACUUUUUCCUCUCUGCGAGCUAUGUUUGCCACACGCUGUGAUGAAUAUGUCACCCAACUGGAGGAAAUGCAGAGGCAGCUGGCCGCAGCCGAGGAUGAGAAGAAGACCCUCAACUCUUUGCUGAGGAUGGCCAUCCAGCAGAAGCUGGCCCUGACACAGCGCCUGGAAGACCUGGAGUUUGACCACGAGCAAGUCCGCCGCGGAGGCAACGCUAGGCGGUCUAAGGCUCGCAACAAGGCCACUGGCGCCGCCGCCACCGCCCCCACCGCCAGCAACCCACACGCAAGUCAGAGUCUCUCCUGCUCUGGCUCCGGCCGACCUGAGCUCAACAAUGCUAUGCCCAACAGCAUUCUGGGAGGCCCCGCCAUCUUCUGCAGCGAGAAGUACAAGAUCUACUGCGAUUGAGAGGCGACUCAGACAUCCACGUGGACUGCUGUGUACAGAGGGCGGGGUUGGGGGGCCGAACCCACCCUGCUCUUAGUGUUAAAGAGCCCCACUCGCUCGCUUUUCUCCCUGGCCAGCCUGCGCUCCUCUAGGGACUGCUGUGUUACUAACCAGCUGCUCGUUUGUGCUCGUGUAACCACUUAGGGGAAUGCAGUGUUAUGUACAGUGUGCUGUGGACUGUAGUAGACAUAUCUGGCAUGUGGGUUAAAGGGCCCUGGUUAUAUUGGGGGGGGUGUUGUGGAUAUUAUGGAGUGUCUAUUCUUUCCGCUGUCAUGGUGCUGUACCUAUGAUGUAAAAGGUGGCAGCUUCUGUGUUUAUCUGUUCUGGCCCCCUAGUUGGAUUGCCCGGUAACAUAAACACAUUGUUGGGAGGUGGAGGCAUGUAAAGAUGAUGUCGGACUGAACGACAUUCUCUGUUUUGGCGUGUCUGUAGGUGCUCCUUUAACAAAAAUAGCCCCUAACCUCUUCCCCUUCCUCACCAUCCUGACCCAGGACUCCUACGUCUGGCGGUCCAUUUUUCAAUCAAGUAACUGAUGUUUACAAGAACAUGAACUAAAAUAUGCAAGCUCCCUCUGCUUUGGGGCUAGGGGAGCAUCAAAAUGGAUCCAUGUACCAAUUUAAAUCAAAAAGGGGGAUUUUUGGUUUUAUAUUGUAACGGUUUGGGCAGAAAAAAGGAGCACCUGUGACCGCAGGUGUUCAUUUCAGGAUAAGUUUAAAGCUGUGACGCUAGCACACCAAUAAAACAACGUCAGUAGGAUCGCAUGGCUUCGCAGCUGAAAACGCUUAAAAAAUUGUUAGUUAUUUUCUGUCAUCAGGUGUGUAAUCAGAAUUGCAGUGCUCGACAUUGCAAAAAUCCCAGUUAAUUGGUGUACGGUGAAACACAGGAGGGCUGUGUGCUCCACAUGACCCGACAUGUCGCAGCGGGUCUUAUCAGAGCCAUAUCACAAGAGAGAGAGAAGGAGGAAACGUUUGACAAAUCGAUCUUCACAUCUAAAUUAAGUGCACUUCAACAUAGGUGCCUCAGGUGACUUCUUCUGUUUUACUGUGAACAGAGAUAUGAUAUAGUUUUGUUCAAAAGCUAUUUUUUAAAUAAUCAGCAAAUUCUGGAAGAGCACAAAUUAUUUAAAGAGAAAGGUCCUCAAAUCCUGAUAAGGCAACCCUGACUGCUCGGCGAAAGUGCCUGUUGACACAAACAUAUUAGGUGUAUUUAUCUCUUGAUGAUGCAAAACCCUGUCCUCAUGUUUCAGGUCUCCCCCUCUCAUUUAUCAUGUCCCUGCUGGAACUUUGGGAGAUCGCUCAGUAGCUUUCCAAUAAUCUCAUAAGGUUAUGUGGCUGAAUAGACAUGGGCCAGUACAAGAUAAGGUUGAGUAAAAAUACUUAAAUACAUGGUAUAUUCAUGUAAAUUUAAAAGAAAAAUGUAUAGUUGGGCUUCUUUCAAAUCCCAGCCAUAGAUUUUUUAUUAUUUUCGCUCAUCUAGGAAGCGUGUUUCUGGUUGGAAAUUAAACGGUAAUCUCCCAAAAGGAUAAGAAAAUGUUCUUGAUUUAUGAGAAAAAAUAAUCUCUCUGUUCAUAUUUCCAAUUUAACGAAAAACGUCAUGUCAAAGUAUGUAUACCCUUCUAAAUAAUCAAUGGAAAAGCCCUAAUGGUCAGUUCUGCAGUGAAAUGCUUCUUAGAAGUGUUGACCCACUGGUAUUUUUGACCAUUCAACUUUCACAAUGAGCUUCAUGUCUUUGACAUUAGAAGCCCUCCUUGUCAUCACCUUAAUCUUUAGCUCCCUCCAUUGAUUCUUUAUUGGCUUCAAGUUGAGACUCUGGCUGGCUUCAAAAUGUUAAUAUUACUUCCCGUCGGAAGAAACAUGUUCGUCAAACUAAAAGAUUACUUUAAAUCUAUAUCUGCCAGGGGUGUAAAUAAUUUCAAGCCUAACUGUAUAAAAGGAGCUAAUUCUUUUUGUUUAAAAUUAGAAAAGUAACAAUUUGUCCUAUCAUAAUUAUUACAGCAGUAGUAGCAGUAGUGUUACCAAAGGUAAUAUUAGCUGGGUAGUUAGUCAGGCUCUCUGCUCCGGUAGUGAAUCUGCAGUCUGUUGUUUAGCAGGCUUGCCAAGUGUGUGCAGCGUCCAGUAACAGAUGGGGGAGGGGCAUCGUUACGUUGCUCUGUGCUCCACACAGCUAAAAGAAUCUCUGGCAUCUUUUUGAAAGUAAUCUGAACCAUAGAGCGAGUAUGAGGAAAUAAUUUUAGCGGUGUUGAAAACCUUACCCAUUUAAAAUCGUGGCAUACCUUGAUACCAGUAACUGGCCCAUGCCUAUGGCUAAGAAAGAAGAAAAGCUUUCCUUAUGUCUCUAAUCUGAGUGUCUUGUUGGCUAAAACCGCCUUCUCUCUUGUAGAUUGUCAGCAGCUUGCUCCCUCAGCAUCACCACUCACCCUUUAACUAGGACAAGGACUUGUGGGGAAAAUAUUUCUGUCAGGUAACGUCCUCCCUGCUUGUGUAUAUCUCAAUGUUGAAGUGAGGGGGCCCUCGUGUGUGUGUGUGCGUGCGCUAUUUUUUUUAACCAUUUGCACAGCGAGGGCCUCAUUUCUGUGUCGUUUGGUGUGUGAGGACGACACUGCGCACUGUUUUAGUAUUUACAAUAGCUUUACACCAUUGCAAGCUAGUAUUAAGCAAAUAGUUAAAAAAUGAUAAAAGUGGGUCUUGUGUUUAUUAAAUCCAUGUACUACUUGCGGAUCAUAAACAUUUUCGCUUAAUGAUGUUAAAAGCAGGGUUGAUGAAAGGUGAUCCUGCAAGAUCUUUUAAAAUUCUACCAUUUUCUAACACUACAAAGCUCUAUAUGAAACUCUAUUUUCUUGAUAUAAUCCUUCAGGUUGUGAUCUUGCUGGAUCCUACUACAGUAUUCUUACAUCUUUGAUACAAUGCAAUGUGGAUUGAUUCCUAAUAUAAAUGGAAAACUGUUGGUGAUCAACCCUGCUUGAGCGUGCAUCAAUAGGCCACGGCACAAAGCAUGGACUCAAGGCUAGUGUACGACUUACUGAAAAAAUGAAGAAGAAAAAAACGGGUCAUUUACUUCCAUGUUUUAUAAUUUAACAUAAAACUAAAAGACAUCCUGUUUCUACCAGCUUGUGCUGAAAAGGAGAGAGACCUACACGUUAGAUGGGAAAACCAGAUGUCUGUCUAAUAUUGUGGAGAAAGACGUCCAGGGAUUUUCCAGGGGGAGAAACUCCUGGUGAUAUUUAGAGACAGGAAACUGAUAAGUGGUCACUCGGUGGACCCAAGGACAUUGAUUCAAAUGAUCCAACCUUCUCCUUGUAUAGGCUUUGUGGUUUCGCUGAGCUGUAGAUAGAUCUCAGGAUGUGAUCGUGACUAGAAUCCUUAGAUAGACGAGUCUCGACUGUCCCCCAUCUGGAUUGAAAUCAAAGUCUUUAAUUAAUCCGGUGUCAUUACAAUAUGACACCUCUGCAGCUCCUCCUACCUCCGCCUGCAGGCUUCUCUCUCAUCACCUCUGAGUUUCUGUUCUUUAAAGCCUGCAUGUGAAAACUGUUCUCAUUUUUCAUUAACCUUCAUGGCACAUGAGAAGCUCAUCCUUCUCUCACCUGAUUAGUGGCUUCAUCACUGUCCUCAGACGAAAGGUUCACACUACUUGUGACAUUUUUUGGCUUCCCAGCUGCGCUUGCAGGAUAAUAUGCAGUGAAUGUUCACACCUGCAAAAAGUAUUUAUUGGAAAACCCUUAAGAUGGGACAUUAUUUGGCUUUGAGCUCCUAAUAUCUCCUUCUGCUGCUUUGACUAACAACAGCUGCCAUCUCCUCCAUCAUCUGACCAUAUUAACAGCUGUUCUCAGACUACCUGAACGCUAAGGAUGCUGACCCUUUCUUGUGUCUCCAUUUUCUAGUAAUUUUACAGUAAUUCCUCGAGGACGACAGAGUACCAACACAAAGUUCUCUCUCGCAGCUGCAAAAACUUAGAACUGUAGCUGAUUUGGACUUGAAGACUAAAAAACUAGCCUGACUUCUACGUCUGAACACUAAAAUGUGGCACAUCGACGCUUUUAAUUUUGCAUAGCUGCUGGAAGCAAACUUCUCACAAGUCUCACAACAAUCUGAAACAGAUUUUGAUUGGUUAAUCUAUCAGUCCUGUUAGACGUUAGGGGACAUGUGGUUGUUUUUUCAUUGUAAACAAGCUGUUUCAUUUUUUUAUUUUAGUUUUUCUCAAUGUGCACUUUGACUAUAUAGGAUUAUAACAUUAUUAUUAAUCUAGGAAAGCGUGGUAGUACUAUGGUUUGUGAGUUAACCAGUAUAGAUUAAAGACAAUUAAAUAUACUAAUUACUUGAGUAAAUGCUCCACAAACCAUAAAAGUACUAUUAUGACUGUGUCCUUGAGAUUUUAUCCAUCAAGUAACCAUUCUUAACUUGUUUUGUUACGUUUUACAUGAUGUAAUGUUGUUUUCUUUCUUUAUAUGUUUGUUCUACUGCCAUGGUCUAUAUAAGAAAAUCCAGGGUAAUCAGAUUCUGGGGUUUUUUCAUGUAUUUAUUAUUCCUAGGAAUAGUUCAAAAAAUUAUACACAAUGAAACUUGACAACGCUCUGACUCAAAUGGGUAAGUUGUGUUCGGGAGAUAAAGUAAGAGUUGGAGUGACGAGCUUUUUUCCGAACUCCUUCCCGAGGGCGUUCCAUCCUAACGGAUCACUGGCCUUCAGAAUUCUCUGCAAAUUGCGACUAUUAAAUUCCAAAUUGGAAUUGCUUCGUUCUCUCUUCGUUUAUCGUGCCAAAUGUUGGCACACCGUUUAGGUCAACAAGAAUCAGGACUCUGAAAGAAGACGAGGUGGCCGCGGCUCUCCAUGCUGCCACCUGGGCUUUUGGGUUUUUAUGUUCUGUUGGUUUGUUUAGUUCUUCGUUUCUGACCAGUAGUGCCUUUCAUUGUUUCAAGGGAGAAUCUUAGAUUAGGAUUUUAUGUUGUUUUUUUCUAGGUGUGGGAUUUGGGGUUUGAAAUGACUGUGAGCAGCAAUAAGAACAAAGUGAUUGCAGCCUCUUUUUCUGCAUGGGUAAGGUAAUAGUUUUAAAAUUAGCUUAUAACUAAAAUUGUAUUGAAUUGUGCAGGUCAGUGAUCAGAUAAAUUAAUUCAGGGGUAUUAAGAAAAGGUUGCUGUUUAUUGUUUUUUGUUUUUAUCAAAAAGAAUUCCUUUGGCCUCCUGUUGUUGAACUAAAUGUGCUGGGGGGCAAAUCGAUGUACAAUUGGAAACAUCUACGCAUCUCUAGCUUUGUGUGGUGAAGGUAAUGUGAUCCUUAUAGUAUUGUUGGGGGGGAAAAAGGUGCAGAAAGCACACUUUUUUUUCUUUUUGUCUCUUUUUAAGUUUGUUUUUUAUUAUAUUAGUAUUAUUAAAUCUUUUUUUACACCAUGUUUUGAAUAUUUACGUUUCAGUAAACAGAAAACAAAAAACUAGCAUCAACAAGCUUGAAUAGUGCCAUUACAGCCAAUGCUUGUUUGUUGAGGCGUUAAAAGUUACCAAUAUGGAAGAAAGCUGGACAAUUAAAGUGCAAUUCAGAUGCUGUUUUUUCUUUUUUUUCUUUUUUUUUUUACUGAAAAGUUUUCUGUUUGCUGGAAGCUAAAGCAUUGUGAUAAUAAAAUUAGCAGUGCAAACUAUUGUCACAUUGUCUUUCAGUAUUGAUCCAUAAGAGUUUGAUAUCUUUAUAUAAAAUAACCACUUCACCUGUAUGUUGGUAUUUAUUUGAACUGUCAUGCAUUACUGUAUUCCUAUCAAUAAUGUUCAUUAUGAUUAGUGGCAUAUUGAUCCCAGCUAAAUGUCAUAUGCAUGUUCCUCAGUCAUGGGACCUUUACACAGGAUUGAAAACAAACAUGUAAAGUUUUAUCCGGGACGAUUUUGAAAGAAAUAUGGAGGAAAAAACUAAAAGAAGCGGGUUGAGUUUGAUGUAUUACUGCUGAAUUAUUCUUAUAAAAGUGUUUGUUUUCUAGCUGAGAAGUGGGGUGGCUGUGUAAGGGGAGUCAUACUGGUUGAAAUCAAUAAAUGUGACUAAGUUCCA
This is a messenger RNA of Girardinichthys multiradiatus, 8978 nucleotides long. RefSeq names its product protein bicaudal D homolog 2-like. Lineage: Eukaryota; Metazoa; Chordata; Actinopteri; Cyprinodontiformes; Goodeidae. The record is from RefSeq and is a predicted model, not a curated record. Gene Ontology annotation, cellular component: Golgi apparatus; cytosol. Bases 174 to 2918 code for a protein of 914 amino acids. The transcript is spliced from 11 exons. Gene Ontology annotation, molecular function: dynactin binding; cytoskeletal adaptor activity; dynein complex binding. Gene Ontology annotation, biological process: protein localization to organelle; microtubule anchoring at microtubule organizing center; regulation of microtubule cytoskeleton organization.